This is a messenger RNA of Toxoplasma gondii ME49, 6143 nucleotides long. RefSeq lists its product as hypothetical. The coding region runs from base 3798 to 4520 and encodes 240 amino acids. Lineage: Eukaryota; Apicomplexa; Conoidasida; Eucoccidiorida; Sarcocystidae. The transcript has a single exon. The record is from RefSeq and is a predicted model, not a curated record.
UCGCGAGAGAAUUUUAUAGAAACAAGAGCAUGACGAUCGAGAUAUCCUCUUAAGGUUGUGCUUUGCGAUCUGUUGGCCACAGAGCUCAUAAUUUCAGUAAAAAUGCGAGCGAAUGUCGGGUGCAGCCUCCUUUCAACUAACGACGCAAGUUACUCAUAUUAGCUGUCUACGUUAUGCAAUCAGCCGACAAGCGUAACACUUGAUGAAUCAGAAAGGCGACGUCCACGCACCAGUUGGCGAGUUAGAAGACAGUUGUCAGCAGUGGCAUUACCGGCACCCAUCUCGCAAACACUACUGCCGGCCACACACCACCAACGCAUAUAUGCUCCCGCCUUUUUGUCGCCGCAGCAUGCUUGAAAAUGUGACUCUCAGGGAAGAAAUGAACUAUCUGUAGCGAGUGGCAAGGGGAAAAGUUCCCGGUACCACCGAAAAAUGUGGAAGUAUAUGUCGCUUUUUGCUCGUAUGUUGUCGAGCAGAAGCUGCCUCAGGGGUUCUAACACCAUCUCCUUCGUCACCGCUACUGAAUAGAUGGUGCUUCUCCAUGAGGGGAACGCCGUAAAAGUGAAAUUUCUGAGUAGAGAUGGUUGCUCCGGUGGCACUACUAGUCGUUCAAAUGCCGCUUCUCUUCGUUCUUGCCAAGGGCCCCCAAGAAUGGGUUGUACACCUUGUAUCUUACCCAGAAAACUCCGUACUUGUGUAGCAGAAGGAAAGCUGUGAGGAAUCGUGUUAGGGAACCGUGGAAACGUGUCAUUAAGAGGAACGGCGUAGAAGAAGCCUGGAUUCCAGGGAGUACGGAGAGGCGGCAGUCCACGAGAAGAGAAUAGGAAGCCAUUGAGAGCUUCGUCACUCUGGGUCGAAUUCAAAGCCUCAUCCAUCUGGGACAGCGCGAAAAAGUCCCGCAUCUGACUGUUUUCGUCGCCUCUGUCAACAAAUCCAGCCUGCCUGACUGGUUCGAAUGGGUAUGAAUGGGUGAUGGGAUAUUGUAUCGCCUUUGCUAGUCUUCUCCAAUAGGGAUGAACGUGGUCGAGACUUGUGUCACGGUUGAUUUCUGUAGUGUUCAGGAAGGAACUAAACAAAAGGUUUAUUCCUUCUAGGGAAAUAUCAGGCCACUCAUGACCUGUGUUCCAAGCCAGAGACGAUGAAAGGCGAAUAUCAGAACGUAAAAACACAAGAAACGCGGCUGUGCACAGACGAAACUUUGACACAUGAGCCAUUCUGUGUUGGCCAUUCAUCGAUUCCCUCCUGGCAGUCUGACGGCAGGGGGUUUUGCUCUUAAAUGUCUCCCAAUCAAAAUCCCAACCUUUUGAACCCUGUCACUAUCAUAGAAUUUGAUUCGUCCGGAUACCAAAGCAAAACAGAAUAAGACGUUUGUGCGCUACUGAAGUCAUUGAAUGGAAAAAAUAGAAAUGAUAGUCCGAACCAGAGGCCGUCAUUGGCGGCCUCGUGCACGGCCUCGCUCAUCAGGAUCGGGGGCUGUCGAUUGCCACCUCCAUGAUACAACUCCUGCUCAGCAUCCUGAUAGUCACGUCGUUUGAAAAGCGACAAGGCAAAAUCAUCUAUUCGCUGAACGUAAAUCUCCGAACAGAAUCCGGCCAUGAACGGGAUUUUGUUUCCGACUUGAGUUUCUACGUCAACAUCGCGUCGAACAAAGAUGACGACGAAGUGGUUCCUGCAGAAUCAAGUGAAUUAAGCCUUGCAUAUUGGUCAAUAAACAAUAUGUUAUUAAUCAGCCAUCAGCAUACAGUGUGAACGGCAUGGUGUUCGAAGAGGAAGGGUUACAGAAGGGGUCACAGUAUCACAGCCGCCCAUUGUCAUUGUGAAGUGGCUGUGCUCCAGCUCCUGUAGCCAUAGAGACAAGACCUUUUGUUGAGGGCAGCGGUAUCUUUCCGUCGCUCAUCGUAUCAGCGACGGUACAUCGCUCUUCGCUAUUUACAGUGACCUGUGAGCUAGCAUCUUACUCGUGAAGAACGACGUGGUAAGUAAUCAUCGCUUUCUUCGAAAUGGCCGCCACCGCUUCUUUGUUUGUCACGGUCUGCCACAAAACCUUAAACCGGCAGCCUCACUCCAGUUCACUCAGCGACGCCAGAAGGUUCUUCCGGUUGUGUAGCUAGACAAGACAACCGAUGUAGUGGACACUUUGAAAAACAGGAAACCAGUAGGUUGCCUUAUCCGAAGCGCGACGUCCCGAUUCGAGCAGUCACAUUUUGCUUCAUCCCGGCACUUCGAAAAUCACGCCAAUACUCAGUGUCCCAACUUCCUUCACAAACGCGUCUGACAGAAAGGGAGAAUUGGCAACGAGUAGCCGUCAGUCCUGGACUCGAGAGGUUUGGACGUAAAACACUGCCGUGGAAUCUCGGCUGACGUUGUGUAACUUCUCUGCAGUAAGCAGAUCACCGUUCUCUGCGGGUUUCAAAUGCUGCUGACUGUGAGGUGCCCGAUAUAACUUCCAGCCUGUGUGACGAGGUUACCAGCCAGAAACCGUAAAACUGGCAUGUAGUGCGGGGGGUGAGGGGGGCAGCGGCAGAGCACAAAGCCGGGAAAGUGACGGGUUCAUCCUUGAUACAAGCGACUAUCCAUUACUGACUAGCGUAGCGGUUACUUCUGUAAAACCGUGGAAACGAAUCGGUCAACGCACAGCCAACUCACUAAGGGGAAGUCUCCGUUUUGCCGCUGCAAGCGCCCAAAAAAGUUCUAUUGGGCGUGCCCGGGAUCAUCUGCGGAAUAGAAAGCUUCUGUUUCUUGCCUCAAUAGCCUCUGUCUAAGGUGAUUCUAUAGCGAGACGGCCGGUGCGUUUGAGAGCUUACCUUUCGCCACAUACUCGAGACAGGAAGCCAAUGUGGAUGGAGCUACUGCCAGUUGAUAUUGCCUUUGCGGCCCGCACAGCUAAAAACCAGCUGUCUCGGGAGGCGACGCGCAGGCCGCGUCACGACCACUCGACUGAGUUAUGCUGGCUGGCAAGGACGGGAACUAAGAAAUACUACGUAGUGUACGGUGUGCAAGUUUUGUCGUGCAUCCGCAGGUGCUAUCAAGUGUGCCAGCUCUCGUCUGAUAGUUUUUUUAAACUCUGACUGACUGUCAACUGGGACCUAGAGCCCAAUGUGUCUUAGGGAUUGUGAAUGGAAUUGCCCGGUUCGGCGCUGGUAAGGCGGGACUGAAUCUCCUCUCACCGUUCUGUGAGUUCAUAUCCUCACCUUUCGCCAUUCGCGCAUAUCGCAAUCUUAUGUCUCUCUGAUGUUGAAAGCUUUUACCACAGACACAUGGGUGACAGGGAGCAGUCGAACAUAGCUGGACGGAUGAUCCUUACAGUGCAGCCUUGACGGCUUGCCACCAGUCUGGCCUCUUCGGGAACAAUGGGUGACUGUGUCUCUUCUGAGCUAGUAUCUACUUACGCUUCCAUGUGGUGACGCGUGCAGACGUUUCCCGAACAGCAGUUUCAUGAGGAACUUGUAUAACAACCUCUCUCGAUUUUUUCCAGCCUGCCGCCAGUCCCAAGGCACCCCUGGCGUUUCCUGUCCAGCUUCGGUUUCAACACCUUAUGUCUCAACUUAACUGUAUGAGCGGCUAAGUACACACCAUAUUUACUCCUGCGACGGUGGUCGCCUGCAGCUAAAGUGCUGGUGUUGCGUACCAAGCUGUUUUUGGAUUCUCACGUUAAUCGGAAAUCGGAGUCACAUCCCGCGCACAUACAUAUCGUAUAUCUUCGUUUUUUACAUUUCGUGUAAUCAGCGCGUCUAUAAAUGGCAGUAGACUAGAUUGCGCGAUUAUGUUGGGAGCCAGCUGAAGCUCAGCCGGGCGCCAUGGGCUGCACAACGAAAGCCGGAGCAGCGGUGGUUUACAUCUUCCCCGCGUUAUAUGGCACGUUAAUGAUUGUCGCUGGGGCCGUGGAGCUGCAGCGACAUCAGGUUUUCGGUUCCGUUUGCAUCACAUUCGGCGCUGUCUAUGUUCUGACUUCUGUUGUUGGCGAGCUUGGUGUAUGUUGCCUCAAUGAGGCUGCGAUUCGUGCCACAGUCGUUCUGGUUGUACUAGAGAAUAUUAUUGCGUUCAUACUUGCAACUUUCUUCCUCGUUGACGUUGUCCGAGCGCACCCGGUGGUGAAAGAACACCAACAUACAUCGCCUGUCUUAACGUUCCUCGCCACUCACGAGGCAGUGAGCAUUUACAUUUGCGUAUUCCUCUACAUCGGCGCUAUCGCAACUUCCUGUUGCAUUGGGUUUUUGUCUGAGUACCAGGCUCAGCUUGAUGCAGAGCUCCUCAUGCAGGAAUCGCGACAGCUACAGGAGAGUGAGCGAGCAGCACUCCUUCGCACCUCUGGGAGGCUGGUUUCCAGAACGCUGGGAAGUUUGGAUCAGACGCCCAAUGCAGCGGCAACUGAAUUCACCAAUGGUGUUAACGAAGACAUGUUUGCCCAUCAGUUCAGUACCCUCCAGCGUGCAGCGGCAGCGUGUAGCGUCGUAAAGCAAGAUGAACAAUUUCAACCGGGCUUUGUGCAGCAAUGCGUCACAAAUCCCGAAAGGAGCUGAUGUGUGCAAGAAGUAUCGCAAAUGCGGUCAAGGUACGCAAAAGAUCAUUGCGUCAAGAAGCGAACGAGGAGAAACUACUGAACUGUGUCGUUCAGUAUCACACAGUGCUUUGUGGUGAUCGCGAAUUUUGGCGAUCGGCUGUCACAGAGGCACUUUGUAAAUGACACUGUUAACGAUUUUUCUUCUUCAUCCUUUUGACAUAAUGGUCUUCUGCGUACCGUGAUCACAUUUGCAAUGGGAGUAUAUAUAUAUAUAUAUAUUAUAUUCAGAUAUAUAUUUACAUAUGCAUGUGUGAUCACAGAUGUGUGACAGAUGAGAAAGGACCGCUCCGGUUGUUUUAUUCUGCUAUUCAAUGCACUGUCGACGCCACAUGACUUCCAUAUGUGCAUCUCUCUCAGCUGUUAUUAAAAAGAGCACGCUUACGCGGAAGCCAAUGGUUGUUCAAUUUUUCUCUUAGCAGACCAUAGCAGCGAUCAUUUUCAAAGUAUUCGCACCUCUGAAUUGCCGGGUCCUGACGUGACGAGUGCCUCCCGUUAAAAGUCCGAAUGGUAGCGAUCCGUAGCGAUAAAUGGUCUCAUCGUGGUCCUUUUCUCUUUGAUUUUGGCCACAAAUAUUCGCGGCGUGCUGAGAACAUCGACAUGUUUAUGACGAAGCGUCAGUCAAUUCAAGAAGACAGUCCCAUGCAAGAUGAUCGGCAUUGUGAACCAUCAAACAGUAAGCGCGGUUCCGUAUAGCUCCAGCGAUGAAUGUGUGACUUUUUAUCAGGAGCCGCGCGUUACUUCGGACAGAAGGAACAACCACUGAUUUCGUUACGGAGCGUAGAGCUUCUCUGUGUGCGGAGAAAAGACGUAACCUCGUGCAAGUUGUGGGAUGUUUGAAGAGUAGAGGGUAUCACAUAUGUUGCAGAAGAUGGCAGCAACUAGUGCGUCAAGCCAUGCGUCCCACUUUUUCUGUGCGAUUAAGGCUCACCGCUCAAGCAGGAAAAUCUCAUGUGUACCCAACCUGAUAGCAUUGAAACGGGGCACAAAUCGGCUGAUGUGUUCUCUCAUUGUAUCCAUAUCGCCCUGGUGACACGUGUACGCAGUAGUGUGAAUGUUCUUCAUUAAACUGAAUAGCCAUUCAGUGGCGUUGUGGGCACAGUGGGAUGUGCUCAUAUUGCUAAUGGUACAGAACAAGGAAAAGUGUUCAAGGGGAAAACAAAAGGUUGCUUUGCCACAAAGUCCUUCGGUGGCAGGAUGGGAGUGUCGACACACGCAGUGGAUGUCGCUCGUCCGUGCUGACUUGUAGCUGCCUCUCGGCGGCGGAGGAGUGGAGGGGGGGGGGAAUGGUAGGGGUUCUUCGUUCUUAUUAUAUCUAGCGUUGUGGGAUAUUGUUUUAGUGCCCUGGUCACUGAGUGUUGUUGAAAAAAACGGAAAGGUUCAGAGACGGUCCUGGAGUAUUUAAACAUGACAGUAUGUGCUGGCAGGACGCACGAUCACCUCGCUGCCCGUGGAUUUGCACAAUGUCGUGCAACCAGCUUUCGUACACGUACCAGCUCGGCAUCGGGUGAGGCUACGCCCGCGUAGAAGUGUUCUCCGCCGCCCUCAGCGACUCUGUCGGCAGCCACGCUUACGACUUUCCCAC